AUGAGUGAAGAGAAGGAAGAGGCCUCGUUCGGUGUGCUCUCGAUUUAUGAUGAGCCUGAAAAGAGGAGGGACGUGCCAGAGAGCCCUGAUGCUUCCUCCCAGCCGGAGCACCGUGCAUGGUCUCAGCUGGGCGAGGUUUGCGGUCCCCUGGAGCAGCCCCUGGGCUCCCCGAGGCAGCACGGCCCAGCUUAUCAAGAGAUGACCUGUUCGAGUCCCCAGCAGUGGGCCCCCCAGGCCCUAGACGGAUCUGAGCUGCCAGCCACUCAGAUCUCCAAGGCAGAAUCUGAAGAUGCAGCCCCCCCACCAGGAGCGGAGUUUGGUCAGCCUUGUCCUUCGCCUGGUCCCAGUGAAGAAGUCUUGUCAUUCCUCAGAGCAAUUCCUCCCGUUCCAGAUGACGUGGUGGUUAGGCAGAGGGCCCCACAUAAGUCCUGGAAGGUCGGCCGACUCCGCCACGGGAAGAAAGUCUAUGCAGUGGCUGUCAGUGGCUCAACUCACCAUGUGUACACCUGUGGCCAUGGCUACAUCAGAGUGUGGGAUGAGAGUGCCCUGCAUGCCUGGGACCGGGCGCCCCAGGCCCAGCUCAACUUCCAGGACCGUGACAGCUGUGUCUUCACCUGCAAGCUGUUCCCCGAUGAGCGGAGCCUGAUCACGGGGGGUCUGUCCCAGACCCUGACACUUUGGGACUUGGCGCCCACCCCCCGUGUCAGGGCACAACUGGCCUCCACUGGCCCCGUGUGCUAUUCCCUGGCGCUCUCCUCCAAUGCCCAGAUCUGCGUGGCUUGUUUCAAAGGAUUUGUUGAAAUUUGGGAUUUGCAGAACCAAAUCUUGAUCAGGAAGCAUGAAGUCCCCAUAUACGGAUCCCAGUGUGUGGACAUCACGGGCAAUAAGUUCUGGACAGGAGGUGAAGACACCAAACUAUAUUCCUGGGACCUGAGAAGCUACCAGAGGCUGCAGCAACAUGAUUUACGGCAUGAGAUCCUCAGUAUCACCCAUGACCCCAGUGAGGAGUGGUUGUUAGUAGGCUUGAGAAUGAGUGACAUCGUAAUCGUGCACACACACCGGAAGGAAAAGUUUAAGGCUGUCCUACAGAAAUACGUCUACCAUCACAAUCUCAAGUUUGCCUCCUGUGGGAGCUAUUUUAUGGCCACAAUGAAUGAGACGAUCCGCUGCAUAGCUGCACCUUCUCUGCAUAGACUGUUUCAGGUAGAGGAGUCCGCACACAUCCUGUGUUGUGACACUUCUUCUGACAAUCGGUAUCUGGUCACGGGCUCCAAGAAUAGUGCCACGGUUUACCAGCUCUUGUAUUGA
Molecule: messenger RNA, 1308 nt
Organism: Rangifer tarandus platyrhynchus (Svalbard reindeer)
Lineage: Eukaryota; Metazoa; Chordata; Mammalia; Artiodactyla; Cervidae
Source: the annotation of a GenBank genome assembly